Mycotypha africana is the source of this 1041-nucleotide messenger RNA. RefSeq names its product WD40-repeat-containing domain protein. The coding region runs from base 1 to 1041 and encodes 346 amino acids. Gene Ontology annotation, cellular component: cytosolic [4Fe-4S] assembly targeting complex. Gene Ontology annotation, biological process: iron-sulfur cluster assembly. Lineage: Eukaryota; Fungi; Mucoromycota; Mucoromycetes; Mucorales; Mycotyphaceae. The record is from RefSeq and is a predicted model, not a curated record. Gene Ontology annotation, molecular function: protein binding. The transcript has 4 exons.
AUGGUACGACUUGAGCUAAUAGAAACACUUGAAGGCCACCGAGAUCGUGUUUGGCAGGCCUCAUGGCAUCCUUCAAAAGCAAUACUUGCGACUUGCUCAGGCGACAAAACAGUAAGGUUAUGGGCACCGAGCACACAAACAAACUUUACAAAAUGGCACUGCGUCGAAACUUUAGAAGGUGCACACAAGCGUACCAUCCGUAGCGUUGCUUGGUCACCGACAGGUAACGAGCUCGCGACUGCCAGUUUUGACGCCACCACAGGCAUUUGGGAAAACGACCCCAGAGACAACGAUUGGGAAUGUGUUGCCACAUUAGAAGGCCAUGAAAAUGAGAUUAAAUCGGUGUCAUGGUCCUCUACAGGCGCUCUUUUAGCCACCUGUAGUAGAGAUAAAAGUGUGUGGAUAUGGGAAGUAGAAGCAGAUAAUGAUUUUGAAUGUUUGAGCGUGCUACAAGAGCAUACACAAGAUGUCAAAAUGGUGGCGUGGCAUCCUCAACUGGAAUUGCUUGCGUCAGCAAGUUACGAUGAUACCAUUAAGAUUUGGAAAGAGGAUGAAGAUGAUUGGUAUUGUGCUGAUACAUUAGAAGGACACGAAUCAACAGUCUGGGCAAUAGAUUUUAAUAAAAAAGGAGAUCAAAUAGUUUCUGUUUCGGAUGAUCAAACAAUACGUAUAUGGAAGAUGUACAAACCGAAUAAUUCUCAAGGCAUUCCUACACACAAUGGAGAAGCAACUUGGAGAACAAUUUGUACGUUGUCGGGAUAUCACAGUAGAUGUAUCUACUCAGUUUCAUGGUCUAAAGUGAAUGGUUGUAUCGCAACAGUUGGCGGUGAUAAUACAAUCCAUAUAUUUGAAGAGGAUAAGGAAGCUUCGAAAGAUGAGGAUUCGCCGAUUUAUAAGAAUAUUGCAACAAUAACAGACGCUCAUGGUGACUAUGAUAUCAAUUGUGUUUCUUGGUUCCCAACAGAGAGUCAUGGUGAUUUACUAUCAACCGUAGGUGAUGAUAAUUUGGUCCGUAUUUGGAAGUUUGUUAGAGAUGAAUAA